GUCGAGCUGGACAAUAGCCGUGGACGGCUCCUGGCAGUGUCUUGAAGAUGAAGUACGAUGGCAAGAGCUACCAGCUUCAGGACGACCUCUACAAGUACCAGGCAACGUCGUGACGAUCUACCGGAAGCGGCUGGAUGGAAGGAAAGAAAAGCGGGCCAAUCACUUUCCCGGCAUGGGUCAAGUGACGCUGCAGCGCAUGGUCAUGAGGGCCCAUGAAGGCCUCGGACAUCCAGAGCCCGGCCGGAAACUUAUGAUCGACCUCGGCGGGGAGUUCAAGGCGGAGUUGAGGAAGCAGGUGGAGAAUGACGGCUCGGAGGUCAUUCCAGGUCCGUUGGAGGCCCCGACCCAACGAGGCCUCACCGAACGAGCUGGAGGCGUCUUCAAGGACAUCCUCUACAAAGCCAUGGCGACCUAUGGAUGUGAAAGCUGGCGGGAGUGGAAAGAGUUGGUGGAUGUUACCUGCAUGACUCGGAACAGGCUUCUUCUAAGAGGCGGCUACUCCCCCAUUCAACGA
Molecule: messenger RNA, 514 nt
Organism: Symbiodinium sp. CCMP2456
Lineage: Eukaryota; Dinophyceae; Suessiales; Symbiodiniaceae
Source: the annotation of a GenBank genome assembly